Messenger RNA from Maudiozyma barnettii, 1893 nucleotides. It is a transcript of the gene ATG7, whose product is annotated as Atg7p. The record is from RefSeq and is a predicted model, not a curated record. Gene Ontology annotation, biological process: cellular response to nitrogen starvation; protein modification by small protein conjugation; piecemeal microautophagy of the nucleus. The transcript has a single exon. Gene Ontology annotation, cellular component: cytoplasm; phagophore assembly site. Gene Ontology annotation, molecular function: Atg12 activating enzyme activity; Atg8 activating enzyme activity. Lineage: Eukaryota; Fungi; Ascomycota; Saccharomycetes; Saccharomycetales; Saccharomycetaceae. The coding region runs from base 1 to 1893 and encodes 630 amino acids.
AUGUCAAAAUAUGUAGCACCUUUACAAUCUUUUAUAGAUACAACUUUUUUCAAGGAAUUUUCCGAUAUUAAACUGAAUGUUGCUCAAUUGAACGUUGAUAGCAUACCUUUGUAUGCGAGGAUUGAUAUUCAGUCUACAUUACAGAGCAGCAACAAGUCUCAUCUUUUCCUAAGUAAACAAUGUUUUAAAGAGAGCAAUUGGGAGCAGGAUGAGGGUGGUAUCCCAAUAAAGGGUGCCAUCUAUAAUUUCAAUGUAUUAGAACAGUUUAAAAAUUUAGAUAAAAUGGCGUUCCUCAAUGAAAGGGGGAAAGAAUUAUUUGAACAAGGUGUUAACGAUAUUAAUAAAUGUGUCAGUUUUAGUAUUAUUAGUUUUGCAGAUUUGAAGAAAUACAAGUUUUACUAUUGGGUAUGCGUACCAUCUUUUUCCUUGGUAGGUCUAAAUAUUCAUACCAAUGGGGACGCUAUCACGACCGUAGACCAUUGUGACGAUAUUAAAGAGUGGUUUUCCAAACAUAUGGAUCAAUGGGUUUGUGUUAUUGACAAUGAUAGCACAAUUCAACCUUAUAGUUCAAUCACAUGGAAAGAUUCAAAUAUUCUAUGUUUGCGAGAUUUGAGUAAUAUGGAGGGAGUUCCAUCAACAUUAACCAAAAAUUUCCUGACUAUUUAUAAGACCCUUAACCCAUUAGCUGAAACAGUAACAGUAUAUUUCAUAAGACCUUAUGAUAAGAGUUUCGGACAGAAAUAUAAUCUACAGCAAACAUCAGAGAUUGAAGGUGAUGCUGACUUACUUAAAGUAACUGGGUGGGAAAGAAGCACGCAAGGGAAAUUAGCACCACGUUUAAUGGACUUAAGUUCUCUAAUAGACCCCUUAGUUAUAGCCGAACAGUCGGUAGAUUUAAAUCUUAAAUUGAUGAAAUGGAGAGUAUCUCCAGAAAUCGAUUUAGAUAUUAUAAAAAAUACAAAAGUACUAAUACUGGGAGCUGGAACUUUAGGGUGUUAUGUUUCAAGGGCAUUAUUAGCAUGGGGGGUUAGAAAUAUAACCUUAGUUGAUAAUGGUACUGUAUCAUAUUCAAAUCCUGUUCGUCAGCCAUUAUUUGAAUUUAGUGAUUGUGGGAAACCCAAAGCAGAAACUGCCGCUAAAGCAUUGAAGAAGAUAUUUCCAUUAGUAAAUGCUAAAGGGAUCUCGUUGAGUAUACCAAUGAUUGGUCAUAGCGUUCUGGAUGAAAUAAGUGAAAGACAGGAUUAUGAAACUCUGGUUAAUUUGUUUAAAAGCCAUGAUGCAAUAUUUCUCCUGAUGGACUCUAGGGAAACAAGGUGGUUGCCUACAAUUCUUGGGAAUAUCCACCAUAAGAUUAUCAUAAACGCCGCAUUAGGGUUUGAUAGUUAUUUAGUUAUGAGACAUGGGAACUAUCAUGGUAAAGUGAAGCAAAGAUUAGGGUGUUAUUUCUGUCAAGACGUUGUAGUACCCAGAGACAGUCUUACUGAUAAGACAUUAGAUCAAAUGUGUACUGUGACAAGACCAGGCAUUGCUAUGUUAGCUGCAUCACAAGCUGUGGAGUUACUGGUUUCAUUACUUCAUAGUAAAAAUGGUGUAGAUGCAUCAGCACAAGAAGAAACAAUUCUAGGUGAAAUUCCUCAUCAAAUACGUGGGUUUUUGCAUUCUUUUAAUUCUGUGAAGUUGAAGACCCCAGCAUAUGAAUAUUGUUCAGCAUGUUCUGAGAAAAUUAUAGAGACUUAUCGAACGGAUCAAUGGGAGUUUGUUAAACAAUCCUUAAAUGACGUAGAUUAUAUAGAUACUCUAAGUGGAUUGAGACAAGUGAAGAUGGAAAUUGAUAAUUUGGAGAAAGAAAUGGAUAACUGGAUCUUAGAUGACUCGGAAAUAGAAGAGAUAUAA